Messenger RNA from Hyalella azteca, 1213 nucleotides. RefSeq lists its product as uncharacterized. Gene Ontology annotation, molecular function: zinc ion binding. The coding region runs from base 110 to 1213 and encodes 367 amino acids. Lineage: Eukaryota; Metazoa; Arthropoda; Malacostraca; Amphipoda; Hyalellidae. The record is from RefSeq and is a predicted model, not a curated record. The transcript is spliced from 4 exons.
CAAUUGCGGCCACACGUUUUGCUUCUCCUGUAUCUCAAGCUUACCAAAUGUUUCUGGGGCCAGAAACUGUCCUAAAUGCAAAAAGCAAACAAGCCAACCCAUCGGUGAUAUGUUAGUUAUAUAUGCGUUGAUCCCUUCUGGGGACAAAUCUGAACGGGCCUCGAGUUCUCAACCUGAGGCGAUGUGUUCCCUGCACUCGAGUUCUCAACCUGAGGCGAUGUGUUCCCUGCACCACAAGACGCAGGAUUACCUCUGCGUGGAUUGCAUGAAACUCGUGUGCUUCAGGUGCUUCAAAGUGGCACAUGCCAAACAUACAAUUGAGUUGGUGGACGAUCUGCCUCAGGGAAAUGAAGUUGGUUACGCCAGAGCCGCGGUACGGACCAAUAUUUGCAAGAAACUAUGGCCAGUUAACGAAAUAUUGAGUUGGAUCGAUGAAGUCAUGAACCUAAAUACUGACUUGGGAAGAUGGAAGGAUUCGCUGGAGAUCCAGAAAGGACCUAUAGAACAAGACCUUGAGUCCUGGGACGUGUUCUCAGUCAUCGAUAUGGAUGAGAACAAGAGACGAAAGUGCAAGGAAAUUCUCAGCCGUCUGAAAUUGAAACCUGUAGAUACUACUACCAAGCUACUCGAAUUCAAAGCGAAGUUGGAUGCUGCCAGCAAAAAGUGCGAAGCGAUGAUGGCCAGACACCCCAACAAAGCUCAGGCCAGCCUACAGCCAUUUGGUGGAAAAUUCGCGCCCAACUGCGGGUCCGGAACCCGCCCUGCGAGGUUUGGCCGUGACUGUAAAGAAACCCAGGAAGAUGAACCUCAUUCCAGCCUGCUGAUUGCUGCACCUAAGGCAACCCAUAGAAGCUCUUGGUCCCACACACAAGGAAGUAUGUUUAGCACCACAGUUUCUUCCAGUCCAGCAUCUAACCGUGGAACACUGUGGCUCAAGAUGCCGUUCGUGGUCGCCUCCACCCUUAAUGCCCCUGAAACAUCAGUGAAGCUGCUGUCUACCUACAGAGGCAUCAAGCGCCGCAAUCUUCUCUCCGACACACCCCCCGCAUUCACUCCGGAUCAAACCAGACAGGCAGUUUGGAGCUCGGCUACCGCCACCGGCCCGGACUCCCUCACCAUCCUCCACCUCCGUCAUCUGAGUCCCAGAGGCAUCCAGUACCUCACCGAACUUUUCAACCUGUCCCUGGCCAAGGCCGACAUCCUUGUCAUCUAG